Messenger RNA from Striga asiatica, 612 nucleotides. The record is from the annotation of a GenBank genome assembly. NCBI's taxonomy places the organism in Eukaryota, Viridiplantae, Streptophyta, Magnoliopsida, Lamiales, Orobanchaceae.
AUGGGUCGGAGUGGCCGGACGUUGGUGAGUUUUGUCGAUUGGUCUUCAGUUUCAGGCAUUCUCUAUUCCGGCGGAUUGAGUACAGCCGUUCUCGUUCGUCUAUAUCCUUGGUCGGGAUUGGCGGCUACCGUCCCCGAGGUUAACGGCGGAAGAGGGUGGCGACGGUUGAGACGUUGGAUGAGGUAUCUGACGGCUGGCGAUGGAUCGAUGGCCGAGCUUUACCGGCGGGAGUGCAAGUGUGCGGCGGUGUGUUCUAUGACCUUCUUGCAAGACUCUCUACAAGAGGUUGCACUUAAUCUACGUUCAGCGUCGGCACUUGGGCAUGUGGUUACCGCACUAACCAAACAUUUUAGAAUUCCUACUCAAGCCGUCCGUAUCGAUCCGGCGUGCUCGUUGGAGGGCACUCUAAUGCAGUGCAUUAAUGAGCAUGAGCUCCAGCAGUCUGACCUCAUAAAGAAUCGAACCACCGCUCAGGUGUACACGAAGCGGAAGGCCUACAAGGCCUAUUUCAAGAAACUCAAGGAGAGUGCGGCGGCUAACACUGAUCAGGCAGGAUCAUCUCGACAAUCGUCGAACGAAGACAAACGGCCAUCUUCUUCCACCACCACCUAA